Dibothriocephalus latus is the source of this 384-nucleotide messenger RNA. Lineage: Eukaryota; Metazoa; Platyhelminthes; Cestoda; Diphyllobothriidea; Diphyllobothriidae. The record is from the annotation of a GenBank genome assembly.
CUGGUGACCAUCAUAGUUUACGAGCGGCACAAGGCAGCAAAGGAGAAGAAGGCCGCCGAGGAUUUCCCCCUGCUGGCGGGUGGCGCCGGUAGUGGUCAGGUGAACGCUGGCGGAGACGCCAAGGCCUCACCCUCCCACAGUCGAGCGCGUCAACAGCUCGUGUUUGCAGUGAGCGACGCUAACUGCGCUUGCUGUACUAACGACGCGACGAGAGUGCUGGGUCUGCUGACCACGAAUCUACGCGGAGUAACUGCUAACCUCUGCUCGCUCUUUCUCCCCUCUGUCUCGCAACUUUUUGCAGGUCGUUGUGUAACGCUCCUCACCCUAAAGAACAGCAGGAAGACAAGAACCAGUAUCACCUACUCGGCUGUCAUAAAGUCUUAG